This is a messenger RNA of Dreissena polymorpha, 1818 nucleotides long. RefSeq lists its product as uncharacterized. The coding region runs from base 303 to 836 and encodes 177 amino acids. Lineage: Eukaryota; Metazoa; Mollusca; Bivalvia; Myida; Dreissenidae. The transcript has 4 exons. The record is from RefSeq and is a predicted model, not a curated record.
UUAGAAAUAAGAAUGCCACACUGAUCAUAUUCGAUUAUACACACGUCUAUCAUUUCUAAAUUUAGCAUGACAUGUUUAUUGCAUGCAAAUGCACCGAUCUGGUUAGCCAAACAGGUAGUUCUACCACAUUCAAAUUUAUUGCUGCGUUUGUAUUUGAUUUUAUUGUUUGACUUUAAGAUCGUUGUUUCAACAUAAUCUGAUAACUUUGUGUUCAACUUUAGAAGCAUUUGUAAAAAGCUUGUGAGGUUGCUUAUAAAAGGUUGCAGAGUAGAAUAGAGAUACAAGUAAAUCCAUCUACAAGAAUGGGAGUAAGCUGUGCAUUGAACUGGGGGUUUGUGUUGAUAUACGCGCUUCUUAUAUCCGUUUUAUUGUGUCAAAGCGUCUCAAGCCUUCGCUGUUACUCGUGCUUUGCAACUGGCGGCAAAAACAGAUGCGAAGACUACAACACGUAUAAGACCGCAAUGAGCGGCAAGGGAGACCCGGAAAUGAAGAAGAAUUGUACGGAUCCAUUUGAUAAAAUAUGCAUCAUAGAAACAUUUGCAGUUCUGGGAGCAACAGUAUCUCACAUUAGAGACUGCAGUAAUGACGCAAAUUUUUCCUUCUCGUCGAAUCUACAGAAUAUAAGGGGUGCAUACUAUCGUCUCUACAACCUUGACCCCACCAAGAACGAGACGGCAUGUGAAUGGGACGGUCAACACCUCGUAUGCCUCACGAAAUGUGUCAGUGACUUUUGUAACGGCCCGAUUCUGGCUGAAGUUAACAAAGCUUGUGCUGCGCAGGCGAUAACAAUGAUCACACUUAUGUCUUUUAUUUGCUUUGCAUUUUCGUGGCGUUAGCUUGAUUCGUAUUUCAUUGCGUUGUAAAAAGUAUACGUGGCUAAAAUAUCACUGCGAAUAAUCAAAUAGUCUCAAACGAAAAAAAAUCUCAAAUUGAUACAUCGGCUAAUAGUAUUUUUAACAAAUUGGUUAUUUGCACAUUAAUUUAACAUGCUUAGGGCACGUGAAAUUAAUAAGUAAUACAGAUUUUCGUCGGAUAUGCAGCAAAUGGAAAUCGUAAACUGAAAUUACACUAUUUGCUUUGAAAUAGCGCCCCCAGUGUCCACUGUGCCAUCCACCAUUUUUUUCGUCGAAGAGUAGUUGUUAUAUUAUGACGCAGAUUGUCUCUGUGAAAAAGGUUUAUAGUACGAUGAGAAUAUUAUUUUUUUUUUAAUGAUCGACCUGUCAUUAUUGCCUUUUUUUUAAAUUAAUCUGUAUUUUGUUGAUUUUUUUGCUAAGCGGCCUAUGCUUCUGACUAUGAAAUGGCGCCCAAAUGAUUUCCGAGUAUGAACAAAUAGGCAAUAAGAUUGGUGGUAUUGAGCAAGAAGCGAAUUACUUAGUUCAAAUAUUACUUAUCCUUUAAACUACUCUUCUUUUUUAAUGCAUAUUAGUGAAAUUAGCGAAAUGUUUUCUACAUGUAUUGUUUUGCUAUCUGAUUUAAAUGUAAUGCUAUGAUGUUAAUGUUUCCUAGCAAUAUAAUGUUUUGCGAAUUACUCGGGGACAAUUCUGAGGUUAUGAGCUCCAUUGAAUCGGUUGAAAACCUCUAUGCUUUGCUAUGACGGUUCAAAGGCGUUGACGUUAGUUUUAUUCAUGUAUGUGUCUCGUUUCGUGAGUGUGUGUGUGUGCGUGUUUGAUGCUUUUGUUCUUCUGUAAACUGUUUUCCAUUCGGCCACUUAAUACAGGAUUUCCGAUGUGUCUUAAGCUCUCUGGAGCCGAUGUUUCAGUUUGUUUAUAUUUGAUUGCGUACCUGUUAAAAGCUUAACAAAUAAAAGUUCGUGUUGUG